CGGGCCUGGCCCACCCUGACCGCAAGGGCGCGCGCAUGGCGCUGGCCGUCAGGGGCAGGGAGGGGCCGGAGGGGGCGGCGAGCUUCGGCAUUACCUGCGUGUGGCCUCUGCGUCCAUUCCUGGCACAGUAACACUGUGAACCACAGGCUUACUGUCUGGAGCUGGGACUGCGAACGCUUUGAACGUCUCUCACUACAGGGAGACCUCCCCUCAAAGCACGCAACUAUGAUUGCGAAACUCUUCCUAAACGUGGUCAAAGCGUGCGAUCCUGCCUGAGAGAACAAAACUGCCAGGAAAGUUCAACAUUAGGAUAGGGGACAGGGGCGAGGGGCUGAGGGCCCAGGCUGGGCAAGAAUGUGGAAAAGGAUAUUAAGAAAAACCUUCUAGCUUCCCCCCAGCGGCCCAUUUCCGCCAGAGACCCAUGAGUGCGCCUGCGCCGCAGUGCCCUGGUUUUCCGCGCCACCGCUGCGCUUACCCGCUGCACUUUAGUUCCGGCCCGCAAGUGGUCCGCCCUCGCUCUAGAGGGAACUUCAGACCGGCUGCCAAGGGCGUGUGCACCUCCCGCGCUCCAUCAUGCCCGGGGGCGUGCCCUGGCCCGCCUACCUGAAAAUGUUCGCUGCCAGCCUCCUGGCCAUGUGCGCCGGGGCCCAAGUGGUGCACUGGUACUACCGGCCUGACCUGACAAUACCUGAAAUUCCACCAAAGCCUGGAGAACUCAAAACGGAACUUUUGGGUCUGAAGGAGCGGCACCAUGAACCUCAAGUUUCACAGCAAUAGAAACUUCAAAAUAAAACUGUGCCAAGAAUUCUGUGAAUAAGUUUUAAAUGUGUAUAUUUUUACAUUUAUUGAGUCAAACACUUAUUUAGGCACCUAAUCUAAAGGUAACUGCAGGCAAGUGUGAGGUUGAGAUGAAUAGAUAAUUGUGAGCUUGUAUUGUGGUUUAAUCAAACUCUCUUUUGUUUUGUGACAAGGUCUUGCUGUAUAGUGCAGGCUGGCCUCAAACUCAAGGCAGUCCUUCUGCAUCAACCUUCCAGUUGCUGGGAUUACAAGUGUAAACUACCGUGCUUGGUUCAGUAUCUUAUAAAAACUGCCUAAAUGAGUUUCAUCAACUUCCAGCAUUUGAUUGGGAAUAUACUUCAUCUUCAAUAUCAUGUGAAACUGAGUAUUUGCAAUGCCUCCUGCCAUUAUAAUUCUUGUUUCUCAGAAUAAGCUUGAUUAUGAUGUCACAUUAUAAAUUAUAUAUAAUAAAAAUGAGGAUGAUACCGCUUAUGGGCUCUCAGUUAACAUUUCUCUAAACACUGCAAAGUACUGCUUAUACUUAAAGUAUUUUGUAUAAAAUCAAAAUAAAAUUUGAAGAAUUUCAUUUGUGACUUGGUCUGUCACAAGGUCCUUAACCCCCAAAUUUGAGAAACCAAAUUAAAACUGGCAUUUAAUUUUUCUUAUACAUGUAAAAAUGACUUAAAAAUGUAAAUGAAUAUUAUAUGGGUUGAACUGUGUCCCUAAAAAGAUGUUGACACCCUAACCCUCAGUGCCCAUGAAUGUAUUUAGGAUGAGGCCACAGGGCAGGCCUAAUCCUUGUGACUAUUGUCUUUAUAGGAAGGGAUGCCAUGGAAGGACAGACACAGGGAGGAUGUGUGAAGACACAGGCAGGAAUUGGAGUGAUGGAGAUAUGAGCCAAGAACACCAAGGAUUGAGGCCCCCACCUGAAGCCUGGAAGAGGAAAGGGAAACAGCAAGGCUUCACUCACGUUGGACUUCAGAUUCUAGUCGCCAAAACCAGAGAAGGUGUAUUUGUCUUUAGACCACCUACUUUCCUACAGCAGCUGUAAGAAAUGAACUUGUUUCUAGAUUUCUCUGUAUAAAUAAAGAACAAAAUUAAUUUAUAGAA
Nannospalax galili (Upper Galilee mountains blind mole rat) is the source of this 1887-nucleotide messenger RNA. RefSeq names its product chromosome unknown C12orf73 homolog (gene CUNH12orf73). The record is from RefSeq and is a predicted model, not a curated record. Gene Ontology annotation, biological process: mitochondrial respiratory chain complex III assembly. Gene Ontology annotation, cellular component: mitochondrion. The coding region runs from base 574 to 777 and encodes 67 amino acids. The transcript is spliced from 4 exons. NCBI's taxonomy places the organism in Eukaryota, Metazoa, Chordata, Mammalia, Rodentia, Spalacidae.